AUGCCCAGUCAAGAUUUAGAAGAAGAAAAUCAACUAUGCGUGUUGCGCGGACUGCUGGGUCCGUGCGCGUGGCACCAGGGCUCGAAGUUGUUCAUCCGCAGCCUGAGGCGGCUGCGGACGGAGCGCGCGCGUCACGCGGGCUGCGUGUGGCACCCCUACAGCCCCGUCAGGUACUACUGGGACUGCAUGCAACUCUUCUUCGUCUUCGCCGCCUUCCUCUACAUGCCCUUGCAAGUCUUCAUGAAAUGUCCGAAUUAUUACGACCCGUUCAUUUUAUUCACUGACGCGCUGGCAUUCCUGAACGUUUGCUCUCUGUUCGUGACCGGCUAUCUCGAACACGAACACAAAAUCAUCAUUCUAGAUCUAAAACUGAUAGCGAUACACUACCUGAAGAGCAACUUCAUACCAGACUUCAUCGGGUGUUUACCUUUACAGCUGAUCGAACCAUUUGGCGGGUGCGAGUACCCGACUCACACAGUCAUGUUCAUAUUUAAACUUCUAAGAUGUAUUUCACUGAUCGCGCAAUGGAAAAACGUCAUGGGCCAAUUCCAACUAUCGUACAUCACCUACGUAGGGUUGAAGAUAAUUAUUAUGAUGAUAAUGUUCUUCCAUUGGUUGACUUACAUCCAUUAUCAAGUGCCAAUAUUGUGCCAUCAUCUGUACGAAAAGAAUGGCGCUUUCAUAUCGUGGCUGAAGCGUUUUCACAUAAUGAGACGAGAGAGUGAGGGCUCUUUAUUUCAGAAAUACAGCACGAACUUUUAUUUGGUAUGCGGACUGUGUAUCGGCGCAGGGUACUACACUCCGCUGGACACACAUUUUGUCCCCGAGUUAAUGCUGUCCGCGGGAAUGAGCCUGCUGGGCCUACUGUUCCUCACAUACGUCUUCUCCGCCCUCCUUCGGCUAGCGAUAUAUCAUCAUUUCGAAACUUACUGCUUCAGUGGCAAGUCUAGAGAGCUAGAAGAGUACAUGGUACUAAUGCGUUUGCCAAAGUAUUUGAAGAGAAAGAUCAGAUUAUUCAUCAACUACAAGUUCAACGAGCACUUCUUCCACGAGGAGGCGAUCAAGAACACGAUCAACGAGCAGAUCCGGCAGGACAUCAACAUGCACUGCUGCCAGCGGCUUGUCAAGAAUGUACCAAUGUUCCAGGACAUGCCGGUUGCACUUAUCAACUCCAUUAUAUUCAGUUUGAAGCAAGUCUUGUACAUGCCUGGCCAGACCGUGGUAGAGUUUAACAAACCAGGCAAAUGCAUACAUUUGAUUUCUUCCGGAACGGUGGCAGUCAUGGAUGCCACGGGAAGAGAGAAGCUGCGGGCCCGCAACCGCAGCGGACGCGGGCGAAAAUCGCUCCGUGAGUUCUUAGCCUAA
Spodoptera exigua (beet armyworm) is the source of this 1365-nucleotide messenger RNA. Lineage: Eukaryota; Metazoa; Arthropoda; Insecta; Lepidoptera; Noctuidae. The record is from the annotation of a GenBank genome assembly.